AUGUCGCUCUUUCGAACUUUCCCCGUUCUCCUCCUCGUCACGUUAUUCUUUCUUUUGAUUGUUUUGUAAGUGAAAAUUGAGGAAUGCAUACGAUCUAAAUCUGAUUCCAGAAUAGUUUUUGAUGCGGAUACCAUUCCUACAGGACUGAGUAGACGAUUACGGUACAAAUGUUCGGUGCAGAUGCCAUCGGAGGAGUUGGAGUUCAAUCUGAACGAUUAUAAAGUGAAAACCUUCCGUGGGCAUGUGUCGAUGGCCCAGUUAAAUGAGAAAGUACGGAAAGAAAACAUGUCUGAAAUAGAAGGGUAGUUUAGGUUUAUAAAAAGUUCGGAUACGAGAUCGUUCGUCCCACAUUUCCCGUUCCAACUCUCCGAAUGAUUGACGAACCGACUUGCGAAAUGGUAUUCUUCGAGUGGCUUAGAAUAUCAGAAGAACCGCAGCCUGAAAUUCCUCCAGAAGAAAUUCCGACAGGACGAGAGAAUGAGUUCCUUCUCAAUAAUUACACCGCUCUUGACAAAGUACGUUCAUUCACAGUUUCAUCUUCAAAAAAAACUUCAACUUGCAGUGGUACUUGAAUGACAAGAAUUCGAAAAAAGGGGAAAAACCGAAGAACUGGGACACGUUGUCCGAAUUGAUUAGGAAGCCGAAAGAGAAGUUGGCAGGAUUGGCAUACGGAGCAGACGGCGUGUCCGUGUACAAUGCGAUGAACGCCCAUCGGUUGGACGGGCAGAAUGGAGUGGUGAUCGGAAGUAUGCAGCCGUGGGUCGAACUGACUGCGCUCAGGAACGGUUUGACGCCUUUUCUCGUUUUGAUUCCGUAAAAGUGAACGUUUGCAGGUGCCUCAAAAGUUCUGACCGUGGAGUACAAUAAACUGGAGAUCCAGAAGGAGUUUAGAGAUCGAAUGUCUUCAAUCCUCCCCGUCGACUUUGUGAAAAACUGGCAAAAGUACGCGGGGACCUUUGAUUUCGCCGCUUCGUUUUCUUCCAUCGAACAUUCUGGAUUGGGACGGUACGGAGAUCCGAUCGAUCCGAUUGGAGAUUUGAGAGAAAUGCUCAAGAUCAAGUGCCUUCUCAAGCCGGGAGGUCUUCUGUUCCUCGGAGUUCCACUGGGCACAGAUGCUAUCCAGUUCAAUGCUCACCGCAUUUACGGCUCCGUCCGUCUCGCCAUGCUCAUCUACGGAUUCGAAUGGAUCGGCACGUUUUCCGGGACGAACGAGGCGCCGUACGACCUGAAUUCGGCGCGUCUCCACGAGAAAGGAGUCUUCCAAAUGAAGCAGCAAACUUUGGUCCUUCGAAAGCUUUGA
This is a messenger RNA of Caenorhabditis sp. 36 PRJEB53466, 1300 nucleotides long. The record is from the annotation of a GenBank genome assembly. NCBI's taxonomy places the organism in Eukaryota, Metazoa, Nematoda, Chromadorea, Rhabditida, Rhabditidae.